UUUUUGAUUUUAUCCAAUGCCUUGGUUGUUGUUGCAUGCGGCAAGCAAACUAGUAUUUGAAGCUUGAGCCCAAACAUCAUUUUAAUCAAAUUAUGAGGCGAUUAUCUUUGCAAAAGAUGACAUUAGCAAGAAAAGUAUCUGCUAUGAUUUUGCGAAGACAUUUGAUGACAUCCCAAGUCUCAAAAUCGAGCACAAAAGAAGCAAUGCAGAGCAAACAAGAUGAUAAAGAGAAUCAAAAAUACCCUAGGAAAAUCUUUUCAGGUAUACAACCCACUGGUCAACUGCAUUUAGGAAAUUACUUGGGAGCGCUACAAAAGUGGACUGAAAUGCAAAAUAGUGGUGAUGAUGUAUGUUACUGCAUUGUGGACAUGCAUUCAAUAACCAUACCUCAAAAUCCAGCCUUGCUGCGUGAAAAUAUUUUUGAAAUGGCUGCUACCAUGUUUGCUUGCGGUCUAAAUCCUGAAAAAUCCACAAUUUAUGUGCAGUCUACUGUGAAAGAACAUGCUGAACUUGGUUGGAUUUUAAAUUGCAUGUGUACCAUGGCACGUUUGGGUCAUUUGCCUCAAUUCAAAGAGAAAUCACGAAAUCUUAAAGAUAUUCCACUUGGCCUAUAUGUAUAUCCAGUGCUGCAGGCAGCCGAUAUAAUGCUAUUUAAAGCCACCCAUGUGCCCGUUGGUGAAGAUCAAUUACAACAUAUCCAGUUAACCCAACACCUAUCGCGUAUCUUCAAUACCAAAUAUGGGGCCACUUUUCCAAUUUGCCAUGCCGUAAUUGAGAAUCAUGAUGCCGCUCGUAUACGUUCACUACGCAAUCCAUCCAAGAAAAUGUCUAAAUCCGACUUGGAUACCAAAGCCACCAUAAAUAUACGUGAUCCACCCGAAGUAAUUGUGGAGAAAAUUAAAAAGGCCGUCACAGAUUUCACAUCGGAUGUUACCUAUGAGCCCAAUGUCAGACCAGGAGUUUCAAAUCUGGUGGUAAUUCAUUCCAUGGUAACCAAUACUCCCAUAGACAAAGUGGUGGAGGAAGCCAAAUCCAUAGAUACCGGCCGUUAUAAAUUGCGUGUGGCCGAUGCGGUGGUGGAACAUUUAAAACCCAUACGUCUGGCCAUCGAUGACCAUCUGCAGAGGAAGGAUGAGCUCAUACAAUUGCUUGAAAUGGGUGCCGAAAAGGCACGGCAAGUAGCCCAGGAAAAUAUUGUCGAGAUUAAACAGAAAAUUGGUUUGGGCAUAUUCCAGACUAUACCACAAUCCAUAGAAGUGUCCUCUGAUUUGGAAAGCACCACAAGCACAACGAAGGAGAAUCAAGAACAGCAGCCGGGAGAAAUGAAAAUAGAAGAUAUGUCCAUUGUACCUAAGCAGAAACUUCGUCAAGAAAAGAAACUCAACACAACUCAAACUCAACAAAACUUAGCGCCUAAAUUUAAACUGAAAGACUCUAUACAGACACCGCCAUCUAUGGUGAAGAAGGUAUCAUAAUUUCAAAAAAAUAUCUGAAAAUCUUCUACUUAGAGUAUUUCUUCUGUCUUGAAAAUCCCAUCAAGAUUAUAAUCGAUUCGAGCUGCAAGCUUCGUUCGUUCCUCACCUAGUCUUCAAUAAAAUGAAAACAAAUACAAA
Messenger RNA from Stomoxys calcitrans (stable fly), 1613 nucleotides. RefSeq names its product tryptophan--tRNA ligase, mitochondrial (gene TrpRS-m). The coding region runs from base 93 to 1475 and encodes 460 amino acids. The transcript is spliced from 5 exons. Gene Ontology annotation, cellular component: mitochondrion; mitochondrial matrix. Gene Ontology annotation, biological process: mitochondrial tryptophanyl-tRNA aminoacylation. NCBI's taxonomy places the organism in Eukaryota, Metazoa, Arthropoda, Insecta, Diptera, Muscidae. Gene Ontology annotation, molecular function: tryptophan-tRNA ligase activity; ATP binding. The record is from RefSeq and is a predicted model, not a curated record.